Molecule: messenger RNA, 2480 nt
Organism: Parasteatoda tepidariorum (common house spider)
Lineage: Eukaryota; Metazoa; Arthropoda; Arachnida; Araneae; Theridiidae
Source: RefSeq, a predicted model, not a curated record
CUCAAUAACUAGGACUAUCUUUUCAUUUUGAAAUAUAUUUCGACUUGAUUAACCUAUAAGAAAGAUUGGCGACAUAUUUUUCAGACAUUCUUUCCACUUUGCACACAUGCUUCCAAGCAGAAAGGACUUACAGCUCCAUCUCAAUUAACUGCAAUACAACUUCAGGCAUGAACGCAGAGGACAUUUUCUAUGUAGAAAUCAGGGACAAUGAAAAUUUGCUGGUGCAAAAUUUCACAACCAAAGAAUCAGAGUUUGAAGUAAAGAAUUUGAGGCGAAAUUCUAUUUAUUCAGUGCAAGUCUUCCUCAUAAAUAAUGCAAGAAAAAGUAAACCCCUCAUACUUGAUGUGCUGACUUCCCCUGGUACAAAGAGCAAUGCCACAAAUGGUAGCAAUUGGUCUUUCGAGUACAGUCCCAUAGUAUAUUUAUCAUCUGCCGUUGCUUGUGCUUUUGCUUUGGUGUUGUUAGUUACAGCAUGUGCUAUCAAAUUCUUUUUAAUAAGAAGAAGAAAAUUAAUGAACCAGCAAGGAAAUGAAAAAUCCGCCCAUAAUUCAGAGAAAUCUGGUGAUUCCUGCUCAGAAGGGUUUCCAUGUAACGGAAGAGAAGACGAAAAAUUAAGAGAAAACAUACCAGAUGUCGUUGUUUUUAGCGAGAAAUUAAAAUCCGAAGACUCUGGAUUAAGAAAAUAUUUUUCUUCAAGCAGUUGCUCAUAUUCAAAUCAUGUGACACUUCCAUCUAAUCAAGAUAUGUUUCCACAAGCAAAAAUGAAAAAUUUUGAAACAAUCCCCCCUUGGUCAACUGCUGAUUGGGUGAUUCCCACGCAGCCUGUAGAAAUGGUGACUCUGCAGUUCCACAACACUCCGACGAUAAGCACUGCAGAAGGUGCUACAACUCCCUGCAGUGAGCAACAUGUGCCUUCACAGACAUUAUCUACUAUUUCUGAAACAAAGGCAGCGCUUACUUCUUCCAGUACAUUUUCAUCACAGCCCUCAACAACUUUUGCAAAGCAAACGGAUGUUUGACAUUAAAAUGUUGCAAUACAAACCGUGACAUAUUUUAAAUUGUGCGUUCUGAAAAUUCGUUGUAAACUCUUAAUUAUUUCUAUCAUUUCUAUUAUGUUUUUUUUUUAUGAAUAAUUUUAUAAAUAAUGCAAGUGUAUAGUUCUGUAUUGUACUUAAAGUUCAUCUUAUAUUGCAACUCUGUAAUAUCACCCUGCAAUAUCGUAUUCAUUUUAAAGUUAAAAAUGAGUACCUGCUAGCAUCGAAUUUAAAAACAUCCCAAUAAGUAAUUAUCAAUUUACCCAACAGAAAUAGCCUGCUUUUAAAAACUAAACUGUUAUUGAUUAAAUGAAAUAGUAUAAGAUUGGAACGAAUCAGUGUAGGCUCCAUGUUGAUUAUCAACAUUGACUGAAUUAAAUUACCAGAGCUACAUAAGAGAAUCUAAAAAUAAUUUACAGUAAAAUAAACUAAUUUUCACGAAAAAAAUUACAACUUUAACUUAAGAUGAUGUAUUUAGAUUAAAAAGUUACGGUAGAAAAUAGAAAAGUUAAAUGAAUGACUACAGAUAAACUGAGUAUUUCAAAACAUGAACCCUGCUCUACCAAGUAACUCGGUAAAUCCUUAAUUAUCCUGGCAAUCUGAAUGGUUAAGAAUUUGAAAAAAUACUUGGAGAAAACUGAGUCGUAACAUCAUAAUUCAUUGACAUUAAUAACUAACCAACUUUUUUUUUCUUUACAAUUUACUAUAAAAUUAGAUUAUUGUGUGAAUAAUACACUAAAUAAUGACUACGUAAAAUUAAAUAUAACUUAUAUAACAUUAAUUUAUUAUUAUGCUUUGAUAACAAUGAGCAUUUAUCAAUAAUUUAUCAUUUAAUUUCUGAUAUUUAUUUUACAGGCUCAACAGUAAUUCUAACUGAUAUCAACGAAAUGAAAUAUAUUUGACAGUGUAAAUAUAUAUAUAAAUGAAGAUAUACGGAAACAGUGGAAAUGACAGCAGUGAAUGUAGUUCACAUUAUAAAAGGAAUGUCACACACAAAGUUCUAUUGACAUUUUUUUUAUUAUUAAUAAUAAAUUUAUUAUGAAUAUUUAAUCAAAUAUAAAUGAAAUCAAUUUAUUUUAUUUAUAUUUCAUUAUUUUAUUUUGAAAAUCUUAUUGAUGUAAGUAAUGAAGUGAUAUUGGUGAUAAAUAUUAAUACUGAAUGUUGCUUAAUGGUAUAUUUUUUCUUGCUCCAAACAAUUCUAACAAAAUAAAAACUAUCAUCAUUUAUGCAUGCUCUAAAUAUAAUUCUUACAAGUAUGCAAGUGUCCUUCUUAUGCAGUAUAUUAUUUUUAAACAUUAGAAAAUUAUUGUCAUCCAUGCGUGUUAUUUUCCUAGUCAUGUGUGUAAACAAUAUCAUUUGAAUAUUGUGUAUAAAAGCAAAUGAAUUUUAUUUUUGCAUAUUUAAAAUACAUUUUAUUUCGGCUUUCAGAAUAAAAUGAAUUUCAAU